AUGUAUAAAAUCAGAUGCGACGACACUCAGUUAAUAGGCGCCACGGUUACUGUCAUCGUCACCACCGUUCUUGCUGCUCCAGCUUUCUCAACCAACCACUGGGGACCCCGAGAGUCUCCGGAUGAGACUCCCAACCUCCAGGGAACCCAUACCGCAGAGGCGGCUAGGAAAGCAGGGGGUGGCCACCUGCGCUGGGAACCUCACUGCCAGCAGCCCCUGACCAGCAGAGCUCCCGUCACUGCACUGCUGCCUCCACGCCUCGAGGGACCCUGGAUCUCCACUGGCUGCGAGGUGCGACCUGGGCCCGAGUUCCUCACCCGUUCCUACACCUUCUUCCCCAGCCGCCUCUUCCGAGCCUACCAGUUCUACUACAAGGACCCCCUCUGCCAGGAGCCUGCCCACUCCCUGGUCAUCAAGGGCAAGGUCCGCCUACGCCGGGCCUCCUGGGUCACCCGUGGCGCCACUGAGGCCGACUACCGCUUGCACAAGGUGGGAAUCGUCUUCCACAGCCGCCACGCCCUGCUGGACAUCACCAGGCGCCUCAACCGGACCCAGGCCAGCCAUGACUGUGCACAGCAGCUGCCCCCUGCCCAGGCCUGGGUGUCAGGGGCACUGUACGAGCUGCUGAGCGCCCGGGCCGAGCGGGACUGCACGGCCGCCCUGGGCUUCACCAUGCACGAGCUCAGCCUGGUCCGAGUGCAGCGCCGCCUGCAGCCGCAGCCCCGGGCCAGGCCGCAGCUGGUGGAGGAGCUGUACCUGGGGGACAUCCACACCAACUGGGCAGAGAGGUGGCACUACCGGCCCACCGGCUACCAGCGCCCGCUGCAGAGCGCCCUGCACCAUGCUCACCCCUGCCCGGCCUGCAGCCUCAUUGCCCGCUCCGACGAGCACCAUCCUCCCGUGCUGCCUGCCCCGGUGGCCCUGCCCCUGCCCCUGGGCGGCCAGUGGGUCAGCCCCGGGUGCGAGGUGCGCCCCGCCGUGCUCUUCCUCACCAGGCUCUUCACCUUCCACGGGCACAACCGCUCCUGGGAAGGGCACUACCAUCACUUCUCAGACCCCGCCUGCCGGCAGCCCACCUUCACUGUCUACGCGGCCGGCCGCUACACCAGGGGCACGCCAUCCGCCAAGGUCCUCGGUGGUACCGAGCUGGUGUUCCAGGUCACAGAAGCUCGUGUGACCCCCAUGGACCAGGUCACCACGGCCAUGCUCAAUGCCUCAGAGCCGAGCAGCUGCGGGGGUCCAGGGGCCUGGUCCCUGGGAUCGGAACGGGAUGUCACAGCCACCAAUGGGUGCCUGCCUCUGGGCAUCAGGCUCCCGCAUGUGGAAUAUGAGCUUUUCAAGGCGGAGCAAGACCCCCUCGGGCAAAGCCUGCUCUUCAUCGGACAAAGGCCCACUGACGGUUCCAGUCCGGACACCCCCGAGAAGCGCCCCACAUCUUACCAAGCGCCCCUGGUGCUCUGUAACGGGGCGGCCCGGGACUUCUCCCAGCCCCCCCAGCAUGGGCCUCUGCUGCAGAAGCCCCUCAACAGUGGGGGGUGCUGUCUUCCAGUGGCCCCUCUCCCCUUUCUGCUCCUAAUUCUUGGGCUGGCCUUCCUCCAGCGGCUAUGA
This is a messenger RNA of Eptesicus fuscus (big brown bat), 1608 nucleotides long. It is a transcript of the gene APCDD1L, whose product is annotated as APC down-regulated 1 like. The transcript is spliced from 4 exons. Gene Ontology annotation, cellular component: plasma membrane. The coding region runs from base 1 to 1608 and encodes 535 amino acids. The record is from RefSeq and is a predicted model, not a curated record. NCBI's taxonomy places the organism in Eukaryota, Metazoa, Chordata, Mammalia, Chiroptera, Vespertilionidae. Gene Ontology annotation, biological process: negative regulation of Wnt signaling pathway. Gene Ontology annotation, molecular function: Wnt-protein binding.